Messenger RNA from Capronia epimyces CBS 606.96, 1392 nucleotides. RefSeq lists its product as uncharacterized. Gene Ontology annotation, biological process: retrograde transport, endosome to Golgi. The record is from RefSeq and is a predicted model, not a curated record. The transcript has a single exon. Lineage: Eukaryota; Fungi; Ascomycota; Eurotiomycetes; Chaetothyriales; Herpotrichiellaceae. Gene Ontology annotation, molecular function: oxidoreductase activity. Gene Ontology annotation, cellular component: late endosome; cytoplasm. Bases 1 to 1392 code for a protein of 463 amino acids.
AUGUCGACCGUCAUCUUGGGCGGAGGUAUCAUCGGCCUGUCGACCGCCUAUUACCUUGCCCAGCAGAAGGAAGCAUCGACAACGUCCCAAUCCCAAUCCUACUCACUCUACAUCGUCGAAUCUUCACCCGCGCUUUUCGAAUCAGCCAGUGGAUACGCCGGCGGCUUCCUCGCCUUGGACUGGUUCGUCCCUGCCGUCGCAAGUCUCGGUGCACUCUCUUAUCGCCUGCACCGUGAGCUGGCCGAGAAACACGAUGGUCCAAGGAGAUGGGGGUAUGGCGGAAGCCAUGUCUACAGCCUCAGUGUCGAGGAUGUGGGUGUCAGUGGGCCGGGUAGGAAGGCUAGAGGCGAAGACUGGUUGCUCCAAGGCACAAGCCGGGCCGGGCUGGUCGGAACGAAUUCUGAAGCGGAUAGGAAUUCCCAUGUUUCUCAUUCUCAGCACGCCGACAGGGUGAAUGUGAAUGCGGAUGGCACACCUGCCGUCUUCACGCCACAGCCUGGUGGGACUCUGGAGACGAUUGCAGGGCCCGAGGAGUGUGCCCAGGUGGAGCCAAGAGAGUUGUGCGAGUUCUUGCUGGACGAGUGCAAGAAGAUGGGCGUCGAGGUGUACCUGUCUACAAAGGCCACGCGCGUUCUGACUGAUGACACGGGCGCCUUCAGCGGGUUGAAGUUGCAGUCGACUGACGAAGACCGCCCGGCGGAAUGGGACGUCGAGUGCAAGAACGUCGUACUAGCGGCAGGCGUCUGGACCCCGAGAGUGUUCAAGACGCUGUUUCCACACAGCAACUGGCAGAUCCCCGUUGAACCGUUAGCCGGACACAGUAUCACGGUGAGGUCACCACGGUACAACACCCCCUUUGUCGACCCGUCUAAACGACGGAUCGGUGGCGGGGACGAGAAUUGGCUGUGCUACUCUAUUUACUGCCCUCCUGGUCAGCAUUGGCCGUACGCCCCCGAAGCAUAUGCCCGCCUGGCCCGCAAUGGGGAGACCGAGCUUUGGCUUGGUGGCUUGAAUCAUAGCGACCUGCCCGUGCCGGAACUGGCAGUAGACGUGAAGAAGAUGAUCGACCCGGAAUGCAUCAAGGAUCUCCGCAAGACCACGGUGCAGCUCGCAGGACUGGCCAAAGAAGGUGAUGAUCUGAAUCAGGAUGACCUUGAGACCAUUCGGGAAGCACUCUGCUUCCGACCGGUGAGCUCCACAGGAAAACCACUACUUGGGCAAUUGCCCGAGAAAUAUCUAGGCGGCGUCCGUGUCGGCGGGGGAGGUAUCUGGGUCGCAUCCGGGCACGGUCCGUGGGGGAUCACUUUGUCUUUGGGGACGGGCCUGGUCAUGAGUGAGAUGCUGCUGGGGAAGAAGACUAGUGCCGAUGUUGGGCUGCUGCGAGUCGCUUGA